AUGGCUUCCGGACACAACUCAGCGUUCUCCGCGUCCACCCAGCACCGCGCGUUUGGUGAUGGUCGCUCCUCGUUCAGCCAGGACGGCGCUUCGGGGGACGGGAGUUGGAAUGAUGGACUCUCGAAAGUUGGACGAAAUGGGCGAUCAGGCUCUGGGGGAAGUGCUACGACUGGUACGAGAGGGGCCUCUUCGCUGGCGCCGUCCUUUGGCGGACCCGGGAGCUUCAGUGCGGAGCUCAAGAGCAUGACCUCCCGAAGUGUCACACCACGACCCGACGGCACAUACACGCGACGAGCUAGUAGGUCGAUCGGCGAAGAUGACCUUCCUACGACCGAAGAGCGCCAGGCCGUCAUUCGAGACAAAAUUGCGAAGGAGAUGAAGAUCAAGACCGGAACGGAGAACAUGCUCGAGGCUCUGUUGGCAAAACCACCCAAGCAGACCAGGGAACAACGCCUGAAGGUGGAGUCGGAAUUGAGCUCAUCCAACCGCAAGCUGGUUGAGCUGCACCAUGAGCUGGAAGAGGAGCUGCUUCGUGCGCAGGCGCCCUCUACGACUCCCCCUCGAAACCGGCUAUCGAGUCUAUUCCGAACUAGUCCCAUGCGCUCGCCGUCCCGAAACCCCAUAAAUAUCGGACCGGAGUCUUUGGAAGAUGAUGAGCAGGAAGAAGAAGAUGGAGACAUGGAGUCGCCCACUUAUGUCCUUUCGGAAACACUUCAGGCGCUGGAGAUCGAGGGCAUGUCCCCUGAUUUCUAUGUCGAGCGCGCCAACAACUUAGUCGAGUUGUUCAAGCGGCAUCCUACACUCAAGUAUGAUCUGGCGUGGCCUGUCUUUGGUUUGCGUGUACAGGUGAUGCUCCUCAGUGACAGCAAGGAGGAGGUUGCAGCCGGGUACCGGCUGACCCGUUAUGCUAUUGCUGACCGCAAGUCACUCCAAACAAUUCGAGCGCUUCACACCGAUGAACUUGUGAUUCUGUCUCUUGUCAAGGAAAGCAAGGCAAACAUCGAGCGCGAGCAAGCUCUAAAGUUUGUGAGAGCUUUCCUCGAUGUCAAGGAUGGUGUGAAGGAAAUAUCUCGUGCCAUCGUGCGCACAAUAGUUUCCAUUGCUGAACACCAUGAAGACCGCCUACGGAACAUAUCGAUCAUGACUUUGGCAGAGAUCCUGGUCAAAGACCCCGAGCUUGUUGCCUCGGCGGGUGGAUUCGCCGCUCUGCAUGAUGCUCUCGCCGAAGGCACCUUUGGCGCUUCGGAGAGCUUGAUUUCGAGCUUCUUACAUGUCCUUGAUACCCCACGGAGUCGAAAAUACCUCCAAGGUUCGGAGCUAGAGGCUGUUCUGGCUCCUUUCACAGAUUCCCUCGCCGACACAUUGCGCAAUGGGCGAUUAAAAUCGGCCGCGCGUGCGAUCUCCGCCAUGCUAAAGACCUGGCCUGGCCUGGUGAUUCUUGCCAGACACGAAGCCAAGCCACUACAUUCUCUUCUAGAAUCGCUUCAUUACCCUGAUACACAAGCUCGAGAUCUGAUUCUGGAGCUAUUGUUCGAUGCUUUGCGGAUCAAGCCACCAUCAUGGUCAUCAUCCUUCCUCGCAGGCAGAAGGCUCACGACUUAUGGCCGUGUUUCAAAUUUGCGGUCCGAUACGGACUCCAAAAGCGCCCGGGCGUAUCAUGAUAGUGGAACAAAGAAGUUCGACCUGACGGCACACUUUUCGACUCUGAUCUUGGCGUCUUUGAUCGCUGCUGGUCUACCUCAGGCGCUUUCAGAUCUUAUUGAAGAUGAGACGGAUGCCGCUCUCCGGCGCAAAGCCACUCUCCUUCUUACAGAAGUCCUCAAGAUGGCACAUCAUUCCCUACCGACAACCAUUAGCGCAAACCUGCAGGUUCUCGCCCACCUCCUUCCUCCUGCCAUUCAAUUCGACACAGAAAACCAUGAUGUUUCUACUUCAACGAUUUUCCAGAUCGAAAGCAUCAACCGAACCUUAGCUCGCUCCGGCGGAUAUUCUGGUGGAGCGGGUCGAUAUAACUUGGAUCCCGAUCUGUCAGUCUCUUUGCUACCAGGGGAACAAGCCAAAGAUAAACUCAGCCCAUCCAUGGACGAGCAAACGUUCCGAAAUGCCAUCCUGGAGACGCAUGUGUUGAAUUCUGUCAACUAUAUGAAAUGGAAGUGGGACCUGAUCCAUCGCCUUGUCGAGGGUCCUCUCACAAAUCCCAAACGAAUGGAUGAAGCGAUCAAAGGCUCCAAGUUCAUGAAGCGCCUCCUUGGCUUUUACCGUCCCUUCAAAUACAGAUUUGCCAUGGUCCCAAACACGAAACCGAACCAACGAUAUGUCCGGACAGGCUGCGCCUUAAUGCGGACUCUCGUCAUGUCUGCUGAGGGUAUUAAAUACCUGGCUGAGAACAAGUUCUUGCGACAAGUUGCGGAGUGUUUGGCCCAGUUAGAUCGCAUGAGUGGCCUGACUUCUGCAUCGCCCCUGUUCUCACGAGAGCAAAUGGUCAAUACGCUGAGCGGUGGCUAUUUUGCGAUUCUAGGGACGUUGAGCGCAGAUGCAAGUGGCUUGCUUAUGAUGGAGAGGUGGCACAUGCUCAACAUGUUCUAUCACAUCAUCGAGCUGCAGGAUCGGAACGACUUGAUCCAAACAUUACUUGGGAACAUGGACUACGGUCGUGCAAGUCACCUCCGAGUCAUGCUUUCCAAAGCUUUGACUAUUGGUUCAAAAGACAUUCGGAUUUUCGCUACCAAGCUCCUCCGAAAAUAUGCUGUCGGGGAUGUCACCUUGUCACCGCAGAUGGCUAUUGGCAACGCAGAAUGGGUUGUCAAGCUUCUUGUGACCCAACUGUACGAUCCAGAUGUGACGGUUUGUCAAAUCGCCGUGAAGAUUCUGGAAGAGGCGUGCAACCAGCGUGAUUAUCUUGAGUUUGUAGUCAAGUGUCGGCCAUCGCUCGAUCAUCUUGGUGAGAUUGGCGCCCCACUUCUCCUGCGCUUCUUGUCGACAUCCGUCGGGUACCAUUAUCUAGACGGACUAGACUACAUCACUCAAGAGAUGGAUGACUGGUUCCUCGGCCGAAACGACUCGUAUGUUGGCCUCGUGGAAGCCGCUCUGUCUCGUGCCUAUGUCGAUCAGCCACGGCGUAACAGCUUCGCGCCGGAGGACUUGGUCGACCUGCAAGACGUCGGCGUUGUCCCACCGCACUUUUACCGCGAACUAGCGCGCACAGCUGAGGGAUGCAAAUUGCUAGAGCAAUCGGGGCAUUUCAAUGAAUUCGCCUGGACGAUUCGCGACUUCCGCUUGGAGGAAGAAGACACUGAAGUGCUACUCAAAGUCAAAGGAUGCCUUUGGGCCGUGGGUAAUGUUGGGUCAAUGGAGCUUGGGGCUCCGUUCUUAGAGCCAGAGAUCGUGCAGCGUAUCGUGGCGAUUGCUCAACGAGCGGGUGUCUUGACUAUGCGUGGAACUGCUUUCUUCGUUCUGGGUCUCAUCUCAAGAAGCAAGCACGGAUUAAGAGUGCUGCGAGAUCUAGGUUGGGACUCGGCCAUUGAUCAAAACGGCGAGUCGCUGGGCUUCUGUCUCCCGACAGACUUCCGUCAGCUAUUUUGGGUAAGAUCGUUGCCUCAUGUUCAGUCCAUCACAGAGCUAACCAAAUUAGAUCUCUUUCCCUGGCUACAAAUCAAACUCGCGACGUACUCCUCAGAAUAA
This is a messenger RNA of Penicillium brasilianum, 3681 nucleotides long. Lineage: Eukaryota; Fungi; Ascomycota; Eurotiomycetes; Eurotiales; Aspergillaceae. The record is from the annotation of a GenBank genome assembly.